Messenger RNA from Eucalyptus grandis, 1327 nucleotides. RefSeq names its product cell division control protein 2 homolog A. The transcript has 9 exons. Gene Ontology annotation, cellular component: cyclin-dependent protein kinase holoenzyme complex; nucleus; cytoplasm. Lineage: Eukaryota; Viridiplantae; Streptophyta; Magnoliopsida; Myrtales; Myrtaceae. Bases 190 to 1074 code for a protein of 294 amino acids. Gene Ontology annotation, biological process: protein phosphorylation; regulation of meiotic cell cycle; regulation of gene expression. Gene Ontology annotation, molecular function: cyclin-dependent protein serine/threonine kinase activity; cyclin binding; ATP binding. The record is from RefSeq and is a predicted model, not a curated record.
CCUAUCUAUCCACACUCUCCCCUCUCCCCACUCUCCUCAAUUGGAAGGGAGGUACCAAAAUAAAAAGGGAGGGCAGAGACGCGCACGCUCCCCGACCAAAGAAGACACGCCCCCGCCCAGCGCUGGCGCUAAACACCCGCCAUUUCUGCAACCAGGUAUCGCGCCGGAAGGACUUUUGACCUGGGCUGGAUGGAUCAGUACGAGAAAGUGGAGAAGAUCGGUGAAGGAACAUAUGGUGUGGUGUAUAAGGCCAUUGAUCGGCUCACCAAUGAGACUAUAGCUUUGAAGAAGAUACGCUUGGAGCAGGAAGACGAAGGAGUACCGAGCACCGCGAUCCGAGAAAUCUCUCUCCUGAAGGAAAUGCAGCAUGGGAAUAUAGUCAGGUUGCAGGAUGUAGUGCAUAGUGAGAAUAGGCUGUAUCUAGUUUUUGAGUAUCUGGACUUGGAUUUGAAGAAGCACAUGGAUUCAUCUCCAGACUUUGCCAAGGAUCCUCGUCUGGUAAAAAUAUUUCUUUAUCAAAUACUGCGUGGAAUAGCAUAUUGUCACUCACAUAGGGUGCUCCACAGAGAUUUAAAGCCUCAGAAUCUGUUAAUUGAUCGGCGUACAAAUGCCUUAAAGCUUGCUGACUUUGGACUUGCAAGAGCUUUUGGUAUUCCUGUUAGGACUUUUACACAUGAGGUGGUGACUUUAUGGUACAGAGCACCAGAAAUACUUCUUGGUUCUCGUCACUAUUCUACCCCGGUUGAUGUCUGGUCAGUUGGUUGUAUAUUCGCUGAGAUGGUGAACCAACGUCCUUUAUUUCCUGGAGAUUCUGAAAUUGAUGAACUGUUCAAGAUAUUCAGGAUCUUGGGCACGCCAAAUGAGGACACAUGGCCGGGAGUAACUGCCUUGCCAGAUUUCAAGUCUGCCUUUCCUAAGUGGCCUGCGAAGAAUCUACAAGAUAUGGUUCCAGGUCUCAAUUCAGCUGGAAUCGAUCUUCUAUCUAAAAUGCUCUGCUUGGACCCCAGCAAAAGAAUUACAGCCAGGAGUGCUCUUGAGCAUGAAUACUUCAAGGACAUCGGAUUUGUACCCUGAUUAUCUUUUGCCAUUUGGUCAAGAUUGUUAUAUAUUGGCCUGUGUAGGUGAUUCUGCUCUUCUUUUAAGGUGUGAGUUGUGCGUGAUCCCUCAUAUUCACAUGUUGCAGUUUCUCUGAAGCCUUGGACAAAUCAAGUAGAACUUCUCUCGGCAGCAUCAGAUUUUCUAAUCCAUGCCUUGUUGCUUGCUGAUCCCAUUUAUUUGAAGUAUACAUUAGUGGUUUUCCUUUUCAUUUACUAAUUUGGAUUUUCCA